CCGAUAUAGGAGUUUAGGACUGUAUAUGCGGGAGCAUUAUGACGAGCACAUCAGUAGUGUGCCGCCGCGCGCGCGGUCUGUAAUGCUGCAUCGUGCCGAGCAGACGUCGUCGUCGGGUUUUCCUCCGCCACCAGGGUCGACGGGGCCAAAAUGCAGCAGCAGAAGUCGCCGGUUUCGUCCCGGGUCUUUGCCGCGAUCCAGAGCGUGGACACUCGCGAGCUGGCCAGAUGCUCGGAGCGCGAGGUCCGACCGAUCCUGCCCUGCUUGGUUAGGAUGAGUCUGAUCGCGCCCCUCGACACGACCAACGAGUGCGUCGAGGCUCGCAAGGAGGUCCUCACCAUUCUCUCGGGCAUCGAGUCUGUCAACUCCAUGGUCGCGCUGCUCUCCAUCGACUUUCACAGUCUCGAGACUGACGUGCGCAAGGAGCAACAGCUCAGACAGAAAAAAGGCAAUGUGCAGGGAGACAGCAUUCUGGCGCAGUCGCUCCAAAGCGCACUCAUCUUGGAGUUUGAGCGCAGUGAUGCCAAUCGACGUAUACGAUUGGUCCUGAGUGAAAUCCUCUUCAUAGAAUCCCAAAUCCAAGAGCUUCAAAAGAAUCAAGAAUUUCAAAUCAAGCAGUCGGACUUGUUUGACAGCGCUGUGUAUAUGGAAGAGAUCAGUUACAUCAUAUGUAUAGCUCUGGCAGAACUGCCAGAUCUUUUGUCUAUACCCAACAUAUGCGAGACCCUACUUCACAUAAAGCAUGGACCUGAAAUAAUAUGCUGGAUCGUGGCCAACAACCCUGACAGCUUUAUGGAAGUGUGUUCACACCUGAUUGCUAAUGGAGAGCGCCAAGAAGAAUCUGCUUUGAGCAGUAUAAGAACUCAGACUCUAACAAUGCUGUGUCAAAUGAAUCCAAGCCAAGCUCUUGUAGUGCGGGCAAAGUGUGUUGAACUCUGUAGAAUGCCAGCUUUGGCUAUAACAUUGAGUUUAGAGAACGAUGGGAUUAGAAACAGUUUAGUGUCCGAAAGCGAUAUAGUUGCUUUUGUGUCUGGUCUCUUGCUUGGUAGCGAUCAACAGGUAAGGACGUGGAUAGCUAUGUUUAUAAGGAAUGGCCAAAAACGGAAGUGGGAGUCGCACACUGCGCUGCAGGCACUCAGAGAUGAAUUACUGCGCAGGUUGCAGGCAAUAACUUCUCAGAGUUCAGAUGGACAGCUUGUCGAGAGUCGUGUCGUACAAGCCAGUGCCUUGCUGAGGCUGUACUGCGCUCUCCGAGGUAUCGGCGGCAUAAAGUUCCAAGACGAUGAGGUAGUGAUGAUCGUUAAACUCCUGACCUCGCAUCCGCCUCCCUCGCCAGCUGGAGUACGAUUUGUUUCUCUGGGCCUGUGCAUGCUGAUAGCGUGUCCAUCUCUUAUCGGGCACCACAACCUGGAGAAGCCGAGCAUCGAGUGGGUGCAAUGGCUCGUGCGCGAGGAGGCCUACUUCGAGAGCGCGAGCGGCGUUGCUGCGAGUUUCGGUGAGAUGCUCCUUCUAAUGGCCAUUCACUUUCACAGUAAUCAGCUGUCCGCUAUCUGCGAGCUGGUCUGUGCCACUCUUGGAAUGAAGAUCCCUAUUCGGCCUAACAAUCUGACGCGUAUGAAGCAGAUCUUCAUGCAGGAAAUCUUCACCGAGCAAGUGGUAACGUCGCACGCGGUGAAGGUACCUGUUACUGCAAAUCUCAACGCCAACAUCCCAGGCUUUUUGCCUGUACACUGCAUCCACCAGUUGCUCAAGUCACGUGCCUUUGCCAAGCACAAGGUGCCCAUCAAGAAUUGGAUCUACCGACAGAUCUCGGACAGCGUACCGCCUCUCCAUCCGGUACUGCCAGCCCUCGUCGAAGUUUACGUCAACUCUAUCCUCGUGACGAACAACAAGGCCAUCGAACAUACAAACAAGCCCAUUACCGAAGACGAAAUUAGGAGGGUUUUUCAGAACAGCGUCUUCGGCGCUAAUUUCGAUCCGAAGAAGAAUAAAAAGACGAAGUCCAUUGGACAGCUAACGGAUCUUGAACAUGACCGCAUCGAUCUACCCGACAAUUCGAGGCCUUCGCUCACGUCCCAACUACUCUUGCUUUACUACCUGCUGCUCUACGAGGACGUGAGACUGGCAAAUAUGCACAACUUCAUCACGCAGGGUAGGAAGGUCAAGUCCUACUCGACCGAGUUUCUGUCAGAAUUGCCCAUAAAGUACUUGCUGCAACAGGUGCAGCGCGAUCAAAUGAGCUAUGCAGGUUUAUUUUCACCUCUGCUCAGGUUACUGGCGACUCACUUUCCACAUCUGUCACUAGUCGACGAUUGGCUCGACGACGAAGCGAUCAACCUCGACACCAGCGUCAACAGUCAGGAAACAGUUAUUGUGAACGACUCGACCAUCAGAGAAGCUUUUGACCACAUACAAAGCUGCCCGUCUAAGACGGGGAUGCUGCUCAGGCAGCUCAUGUCUAUGAAGCCCACUGAUAUCUGGCCAUAUGCUAAGACCAUUGUGCACUUCUUCAAAAAAGUUCUGGAUGAAAAAGUUCCUAGGUAUAUACAAGAAUUGUAUCAACAGGUGUGGUUGAGGCUAAAUACCGUUCUGCCUCGCUGUCUCUGGGUACUCUCGAUAAACGCGCUGUUUAUAGAUAACUCAGCAGUAGCCACGGUAUUCCUUACACAGGAAAACAUUGUUUUGGAUCCAUUGCAAGUUUUACGCUGCGACAUGAGGGUCUUUCGUUGCGCACCUGUUUUAUCUGUGAUACUUAGAAUUUUACAAGCUACUCUGGCAGCAUCGCGAUCUCAACUAUCCAGGCACAUGCAAGACAGACCUUUGACGGAAAAGACUGGACAGCUGACGAGCGAGGUGGAACGUGAAGAACUGAAAACCGCUCUGAUAGCCGGCCAAGAGAGUGCCGCUGUCCAGAUUUUGUUAGAGGCCUGUCUUGAAACUGAAGACGACAGAACCAUUGCAGGACAAAUGUGGUCUCUUCGAGAAAUACGCAGUGUUGUCUGCUCUUAUCUCCAUCAAGUAUUCAUUGCGGAUCCUUCCCUUGCAAAAUUAGUCCAUUUUCAGGGUUAUCCCAGAGAACUUAUCCCUGUCACAGUAGCCGGAAUACCGUCGAUGCACAUUUGCCUGGAUUGGAUACCCGAAUUGAUGGCUCAACCCGAGCUGGAUAAGCAAGUUUUUGCAGUAGACCUGGUAUCUCACUUGGCCGUACAGUAUGCACUACCGAAGGCUCUGGGAGUUUGUAGAUUAGCCAUCAAUACCCUGGGGACGCUUCUCGGUGCGUUACCAUCCAAAGACCGUGUCUCGCUCUUCAUGCCUAUUCUGCCAGCUCUUACGAGAAUUGGUUUCGCGUUUCCGCCUCUGGUCGACGGUGCCAUUGAUCUACUUGUUCAAUUAGGCAGGGUGAGUUCAGCCCAAGCAGCUCUAGGAGACGACUCUGCUGAAGUGCUUUGCCAAGAGGUCAAUGCGACGUUCUCGUGUCUAUUACAGAAGGCAGUGCUUCAAUCAAGCGUUUAUUGAACUUAAGAUUUAAAAAAAUUAAAACUCAUGAUCCGAAUUCCGUUGUACUAGAAUUUCUAGUUUCAAACAAGUUAAGAAAGUAUUCACGGCGCGAGUGAAGGAUAUUUUGAGGAGUACUUUCGAGUCGCCCGUAAACAUGAAGACUUUCCCUGACAUUUAAAUUUAAUUUUGUUGCGAUCGGUAUUUUGUAAUAUAGUUUGCUGCAGUUGUUUCGAAUGCUAUAAUUAUCGCUACGUAACUAUUAAAUAACAGAGGCCUUGUAAUUAAGAUAAUGUGAAAACUUUGUUUCAAUCCUAAUUGUGUAUAUUUCAGUAAACUAUAUUAUUUAAUAUUUUAAGUAAUAAAAAUAAAUUUAAAUAUUUAAAAAAAAAAAAUUUGACUGAGGAUUCAGAUACAAAUUGUGUUGAAAACGUGUACAUACAUGAAAGAUGAAAGAUGUAUUUUAUUGUUUAUAGAUCUCUAAAAGCUAAGUAUUUGUAAUAAAGACGAAUUUGUAAAACUUGA
This is a messenger RNA of Nasonia vitripennis (jewel wasp), 4020 nucleotides long. It is a transcript of the gene IntS2, whose product is annotated as integrator complex subunit 2. The record is from RefSeq and is a predicted model, not a curated record. NCBI's taxonomy places the organism in Eukaryota, Metazoa, Arthropoda, Insecta, Hymenoptera, Pteromalidae. Gene Ontology annotation, biological process: snRNA 3'-end processing. Gene Ontology annotation, cellular component: integrator complex. The transcript is spliced from 6 exons. The coding region runs from base 151 to 3516 and encodes 1121 amino acids.